AUGCGAGAGUAUCCCUACAGUUUGUUUGUUUGUUUUCUAUUUUUCGUCCGCAUGGACGUCAGUGCUUACUACCCUGGUGGCUUCACCCUUGCUACUUCCUAA
This is a messenger RNA of Blumeria graminis f. sp. triticale, 102 nucleotides long. NCBI's taxonomy places the organism in Eukaryota, Fungi, Ascomycota, Leotiomycetes, Helotiales, Erysiphaceae. The record is from the annotation of a GenBank genome assembly.